AUGCUUCUGGAAUUCGCGGGGGAAGAUUAUGUUGCAGUUGCUGCCCGACAACUACACGGUCGACACGAAAUUGUACACGCGGGAUCUCCUCGAGUUGGACGUCCGGGAAAAGCGACCGAGACGUGCCGCCAUUCACUUCCUCCACGACAACGCGCGGCCCAAUGUCGCUUCGGCACAUCGUCGCCUUGGGGUACUAGGUUGGGAAACGAUCUCCCAUUCACCCUGUUCUUCGGACCACGCCCUACCAAACUACCACUUGUUUCAAGCCCUUAA
Molecule: messenger RNA, 273 nt
Organism: Necator americanus (New World hookworm)
Lineage: Eukaryota; Metazoa; Nematoda; Chromadorea; Rhabditida; Ancylostomatidae
Exons: 1
Coding region: 1-273 (90 amino acids)
Source: RefSeq, a predicted model, not a curated record